Messenger RNA from Triticum urartu, 793 nucleotides. The record is from RefSeq and is a predicted model, not a curated record. Lineage: Eukaryota; Viridiplantae; Streptophyta; Magnoliopsida; Poales; Poaceae.
GUGCGCGUCACCGGCGCCCCUCCCGCCGCCGCGAACGGCGAGAGCGGCGCCUCGGGCGGCCGGUUCUACGCGUGCAACCACCGCACGCUCCUCGACCCGAUUGCCAUCUCGAGCGCGCUGGGGAAGCCCGUGUUCGCCGUGACGUACAGCCUGAGCCCGCUGUCGGAGCUGCUCUCGCCGAUCCCGCUGCUGCGCCUCACCCGCGGCCGCGACGAGGACCGGCGCCGCAUGUCGUCGCUGCUGGAGCGGGGCGACGUGGUGGUGUGCCCGGAGGGGACGACGUGCCGCGAGCCGUACCUGCUCAGGUUCAGCCCGCUGUUCGCCGAGCUCGCCGACGAGGUGAGCCCCGUGGCGGUGGACGAGCGCUCCACCAUGUUCUACGGCACGUCGACGUCGCCGGGCGCCAAGUGCUUGGACUCGGUCUUUUUCCUGAUGAACCCACGGCCGGAGUACUCCGUCCACUUCCUGGAGCCCGUGCGCACAGACAACCCGCGUGGCAGCAUCGAGGUCGCGAACCAGGUGCAGGGCGUGCUGGCCGGCGCUCUCGGGUUCACGCCCACGGCCCUGACGAGGAAGGACAAGUACUUGCUGCUCGCUGGUAAUGAGGGGGUCGUGUCGACCAAGACGAGCAAAGUCAUCUAGAAUUGUAGGGAUGUUUAGAACAUAUAGUAGUACAUAGUAGAGUGUUGUUUUGCGGUAUUGUACAUCGCACUGCAUAACCACAUUUUUUGUAUGCCGGAUUGAUGAACUGGGUAUGUUUGGAACGCUAAAGUUUCAUAUAUUUCACAUGGGA